Molecule: messenger RNA, 1224 nt
Organism: Toxotes jaculatrix (banded archerfish)
Lineage: Eukaryota; Metazoa; Chordata; Actinopteri; Toxotidae
Exons: 9
Coding region: 1-1224 (407 amino acids)
Source: RefSeq, a predicted model, not a curated record
AUGGAGCGUGAGAAGGAGGGACUGGCUACAAACAUACAAAAGUGUGAGGAGCAGUAUUAUAAGUUCCAGAUCCGUGAGGCAGAAACAGAACGUCUGGCCACCAGCUUUGGUUCGAAAAGGUAUAUUUUGGUCCACCACAUGAUAGAGAAGUUCUCCAUCUGUGCGGACAAGAUUACUGUUGAAGAUGAUUCCAGCACUGAGGUGGAUGAAGCAGUGUUUGCAGAAUUGUGCACAAUGCAAGGGAUUUGCUUUGUCAUCAAGGACUGUUGUGACAACGAUCCAGGCACAGCUCAGUCAUCAGCUCCAUCCACACCACUGUCCUCAACCAGCGGGAGUUUCUUCACUGUGUCCAUUAGUAGCAGCGACAGUGAAACGUCAAGACCAUCUAAGCGAUUGAGAACGGAUGAUGAGGCUUUUCAGAGUUCUUCAGCCAGAGACCUGAUAAAGCAGAUCCUGCAGACAAAACCAGGAGGGACAACAGUGCUUGAAGAAUAUGAAGAAACUGGGAUGUUGUGUGACAGUAGAAGAAGGCAGAUGGUUAACAUUCUUGCAGCACACAUGGUUGAGACAGAAGGGAGGGUCCCUCAGCGAUUCACUAAAGAGAAGUAUGCAUUGGGAAUUGUCACCUUAUUCCCUGCAUUAAAGGAUCCUCUAUCUAGGAAAGGCUAUAUACAUCAAGAUUUCAGUCUCCUCUUUGGACCAGAAACAUCUGCCAAACUUCUUGAGAAAUGGCAUACUUUCUGUAAAAGCAAGGUGAUCAGAGAAGCAGAGAGCCUGACUACAACACCAGUGCUCCAGAGUUUGCUGACGUCUGCCAGAAAUCAGGACAAUGAUGAUAAAAGGAAAACACCAAAGAUCAGUGCAGCUCAGGCUAUGGACCAUCUAGUUGUGUUUCACAAGUCAUGUAGGAGCCUAGACGAACACAUGGAGAACCAGGAGGGACAUCACCAGCCCUAUAUUCUUGCAUGUGGAACCUGCAAGCAGGACAUCAGCACUUAUUACGUCGUGAUAGACAAGAAGCUUAUCCCCUGCCAGGGAACCACGUCAUUGGCAGCUGUUGAUGAACUCUUCAAGGUGCACUUCGUUUUCAGUGUAAGUUAUGAUGCUGCUCUCAACAACAUGUACACAUUCCUACAGACAACAGUCUAUGGUUUGGAUGUUGACACGACUAAAGAAAGUCCAAAGGUGAAGGAAUUGAGAGCCAAGUUCAUGAACACAAGCUAA